AUGGAAAAAGAGAAUCCUGCAAAUAACAGUCCUCCUCACAUAGCCUCCACCCCUCCACCACAAAAUACAAGUACUGAUCUUAUCUCUAUCAAUGCAACAGCCCAAUUGCCUCUUAAAUUAACCCAUUUAAAUUAUCCGUCAUGGCGCGCACAAUUUAAUGCACUCCUCUUCGGCUACGAUCUGAUGGGAUUUGUUGAUGGUAGCAAAUCGUGUCCACCCUCAACAAUUAUGAAUGACGGGAAGCCCACACCAAAUCCAGAUUUUGCUCUUUGGGUGCGUCAAGAUCAACUACUGUUGCAUGCUAUAAUAGCAUCAACAUCAGAGAAUAUCAUGUCCUUCAUUGCCUCAGCCAAGACGUCGCGUGAGGCAUGGCAAAAGCUUGCUCAUCUAUAUGCCAACAAGUCUCGCUCUCGAGUCAUGUCUCUUAAAGAUCGUCUCUCUUCUCUCUCGCGAGGUACAAAAUCUGUCUCUGAAUAUCUUCAACUUAUCAAGACAACAGCUGAUGAGCUAGCUAUAGUGGAUUCUCCACUUGAUGAUAUUGAUCUUGUCAUUUAUACACUUAACGGACUAGGUCCAGAAUUUAAAGAAAUCUCAGCUGCUAUGAAAGCACGAGAGAAUCCAAUUACUUUUGAAGAACUGUAUGAUAAACUAAUAGACUAUGAAAAUUUUUUGAAGAAAGAAGAAAUGUCACAUGAUGCAACAGUCCUCACAGCAAAUUUCACUAGACGAUCCAAUGGCCAAGGUACCAAUUCUCUUGGCCGCAACUAUAAUCGACAAAAUCCAAGAUCCAACAAUGGUCAACGCAACAACAAUCAACAUGGACCCUCUCGGCCACCCAACUUCUAUCGAAAAGCUGAAUCUCCUCCAUCCCAUACGACGCGACGACGAGGCACCGACCAACUGUCUACCAAUGUUACAUGUCAAUAUUGUGAUCGUCCAGGACAUACGGCAAAGAAGUGUUACAAACUGCAUCCACCUUCUGAACCCAUGGUGAACUUUACAUCAUCCAACCGACUUGCUGCUCAAGAUUGGUUGAUGGACUCGGCUGCAACGCAUCAUGUAACUAAUAAUAUGCAGAAUCUCUCACUUCACUCGGAGUAUCAUGGUCCAGACGAGAUAGUAGUGGGUGAUGGGUCAGGAUCUGAGCUCGGGGGCGCCUCUCAUGCACGGUCCUAAUGACAAUGACAUCUACCGAUUCUCUCAGACGACUAGUGCUUCGCCGGUUGCAUUUACAAGCAUCAAAACUUCUAUGAACGAGUGGCAUAGACGACUUGGGCAUCCCUCUUCACGUGUUCUUCAUUAUGUCAUCAAGCAAUUUUCUCUUCCUUGUACGUCAAGAUCUAAUUCUAUCGAGAAUUGUG
Ananas comosus (pineapple) is the source of this 1361-nucleotide messenger RNA. RefSeq lists its product as uncharacterized. NCBI's taxonomy places the organism in Eukaryota, Viridiplantae, Streptophyta, Magnoliopsida, Poales, Bromeliaceae. The transcript is spliced from 2 exons. Gene Ontology annotation, molecular function: zinc ion binding; nucleic acid binding. Bases 1 to 1176 code for a protein of 391 amino acids. The record is from RefSeq and is a predicted model, not a curated record.